AUGAAGCAACAACUGAGAAAUCCAACUUCUCACCUGCUAGAUCGAUCUGAACCAUGUAAUGGGAGCACUGCGGAACCACUUACAGUUAUAAAGCCCGUGUCUGGGCCUGACUCUGAAGUUGUAGCAUUGUGGAAUUUAGCUGGUACGAAGUCCGGUAAACGUCAAACCCGGCCAAAGCGCACUCGCAACACAUCAAGCAACAAGAUCAAGAUAAAAGAACCGACUCCGACGCGCACGACUCGGCAAUCGCGUCGCCGGAGGACCAGUGAGAGCGGUAGUGAAGAAACAGCAGCGAGCUCUAAUACGAACAGAAGUACGCCUGUCACUGAAACACUCAUCACGGCGAAAUCUGAGGCUCAGGGAGACGAAGGCCCUGCGCCGACUCCUGCGGAACCUAGUCCACCUAUGGACGACUUCAAUGCAAAAUAUCGAUCCAAACGUUGCUUGCUGAGGACGCGUCUAUUGCCGCUGCAUCAAACUGCGGUCCCGCGAUGA
Molecule: messenger RNA, 495 nt
Organism: Fomitiporia mediterranea MF3/22
Lineage: Eukaryota; Fungi; Basidiomycota; Agaricomycetes; Hymenochaetales; Hymenochaetaceae
Exons: 1
Coding region: 1-495 (164 amino acids)
Source: RefSeq, a predicted model, not a curated record